Molecule: messenger RNA, 1741 nt
Organism: Scylla paramamosain (green mud crab)
Lineage: Eukaryota; Metazoa; Arthropoda; Malacostraca; Decapoda; Portunidae
Exons: 7
Coding region: 104-1027 (307 amino acids)
Source: RefSeq, a predicted model, not a curated record
UCCGGUCCACAGUUAAUAUCAGUGUGGUGCUAAGAGUGGUCAGGGUGCGGCAGUGUGAACCUCCGCCACUAGUGAAGACGUGGUUGACACAGGAGCGAAGGAGAUGCAAAGUUCCCUGGUGCCUCUCUUCCUCCUCCUGGCCGCCAACACCCUCCCAGGCGCAGGACUGGCAGCAGAGUACCACUUAAAAUCUUGUGGGGAAGGCGGCGGAUCCCUCAUCGACCACGUCCUUUGUGAUCCUGACCAUCUGGUACAGCCUGUCAACCGCCGGGUCGUUAUCGAGGUACUGACAAGAUGUGGGGAGAAAACCGGACACAUGCCGCUGGUAUUCCUGGCCGCCACUCUCCCCCAUGACGCAGGUGACGCGAAGCCCACUACCACGCCUAUCACCACUACCACUACUGGCACCAAACAGAGCAGUGGUGGUGGUGGUGAGGGAGAUGGUGAGGGGUCGAGGGGCAUUGCGCACCUGAAGGAAUUGGUGGUGGCGGCAAACAACCUCACCACCACCCCCACCCCUGUCAUCCUCCUGGUCGGCGUGAGGGAACAGAUGGCGAUGUGGUGGAGUGACUCUCUGAACGGGGUGCUGACGAAUGCCACCAUCCAGGAGGCCCAGCAAAACGCCAGCCAUUUCAAGGACCACCAGCUCUUCAUCGACGCCACGGUGCAGGUCGCCUGGUACCUGUGCCAGAGUUCUCAGGGCAGCGUUAGUUCAUGGCCAGUGCGAUACAUCACCCUCACAGUCACCUGGAUCGCCUUCACCGUCUGUUUUGCCGCUCUCCUGCUGGCCAUAGCUGUGAUACUGAUCAAGGUUCGCAUCCAGGCACAAAAAACCCGAGAAGAGAGGAACAGGGAAGAGGCAGGGCAGAGGACCAGCAGACUUACUUUUCCCAGAGCUUCGGAUAUUCACAACUGGAGCCACGCGUCCUUCAAAUCAACGGGCCACGUCCUCCUCGGGACCACGGACAUCGUGGCAGUGCCGCCACACGACUGCACAUCCACGGACAACCUGCUGGAGAACUGCUGAGGUCGGGGCCUUGGUUGGGAGGCGUGAGUAGGUGUGAAGCAAGGAGGAUCGAGUAUCUUUCUUGGUUCGAAGCAGUGACGGUAUAAGCUACCAAACCAUCACUGAAACACUGAUUACAUGCUGACUAUUUUAUUACAUUUAAGAAACGCACUCUUUGUAUGAAGCAGAUUAGGAAGAGUGGCUGUUGGUUGUAAUGUUGUGGAUUUUUGGUCUCUGUUACUCGUCGCAAGACUUGUAAGAUGUCUGUCCUGCAUGUCCGUGGCUGUGGCUGCACUACCAGAAGAGGGACUGGUGGUAGCAUCUGGCAGGGAGAUUGUAAAGAGAAGAGCUGAGCUUUUACGCUAAGACUGUAAGAAAGCUGCAACAGCAAGUGUGUGUGUGUGCGUGUGUGUGUGUGUGUGUGUGUGUUUCACCUACAGUGGUCUGCUGGUCACCCAGCCAGCCGUUCCCUUACGGAAAGAGCUCAGAGCUCAUAGUGACCACUGACACACCACACACCGGGACAGCGAGGUCACAACCCCUCGGGUUACAUUCCGUACCUACUUGCUGCUAGGUGAACAGGGUCUACACAUUAAGAGACUCGCCCAUUUACCUCGCCGCGCCCGGAAUUCGAACCCGGGCCUUCUUGUUUGUGAGCCGAGCAUGUGUGUGCGAGCACGCGCGCGCGUAUCCUUACGGUUAAAUGUAUAUAACAAUAAACAAGUAAGAAACAGU